Molecule: messenger RNA, 834 nt
Organism: Penicillium maclennaniae
Lineage: Eukaryota; Fungi; Ascomycota; Eurotiomycetes; Eurotiales; Aspergillaceae
Product: bZIP transcription factor
Exons: 2
Coding region: 1-834 (277 amino acids)
Biological process (GO): regulation of transcription by RNA polymerase II
Cellular component (GO): nucleus
Molecular function (GO): DNA-binding transcription activator activity, RNA polymerase II-specific; RNA polymerase II transcription regulatory region sequence-specific DNA binding
Source: RefSeq, a predicted model, not a curated record
AUGUCGGAGGAACAAGCCUCGCGCCCUCCUGAGGCGUUCGACAAGCUCGAAAACUUCAACUUCUUGCUGUCUCGCACCGACCCGGCGGCUGCUGCUAGGAACCGUCAUUUUUCGUUCGACGCUGAUACGGGGCUGGUCCCGUUUACCAACGUGAACAUGGAAUAUGACCAGACUGAGGGAAUGGGCGGCCUCUCAGUCAGCUCUUACGACAGUAUAGAUAGUGAUCGCGCCUCUCUGGAUCUCCGAGGAUAUCCCUAUCACGUACCCACGGGGGACAAAGCAAUCAACUACUCGGUCCCUGACCAUAUGAUACCCUACUCGGCGCACUCUAUCUAUCCGCCUGUUCCAUUCGCGCCCGAUGAGCUCGGCCACGCGCCGGGUGCUCUCACGCCCUCGGACGUCUCAUCGUCCAUCUCUCCGCCAAAUGGCCAGAUGGGCAACACCAAGUACUCCACCUCCAUCCCUGGGGACCGCAUCGCCGCGGCUCUGGGUCAGGAGGAAGGUGUCCGUGUUGCGGCUGAAGAAGAUCGCCGGCGCCGGAAUACGGCUGCCAGUGCUCGCUUCCGCAUGAAGAAGAAGCAGCGCGAGCAGGUGCUCGAGCGCACCGUUCGCGAGACCACCGAAAAGAACGCCUCUCUCGAGGCUCGCGUGGCUCAAUUGGAAAUGGAGAAUCGCUGGUUAAAGAACCUCUUGACCGAGAAGCACGAAGCUACUCCGGCUCGUGUGCCAGCUCCGCCUAAAGAUGGCUCGGCGCUCGAGUCAAAGGCUGGCACUGGUGGUCAUGGCCAAAAACAUAUUCAGCCUAAAAAGAAAGGCGUCGGUACUGAUGAGUGA